GGAGGAAAUGAGGCGCUGACAGUUCCGUGCGCUAGUGCCAUAGGCUCUCACAGCUCGGGAUUUCAUUAUUUCAGGGAGCGAGCAGAUUAGGUGAGAGCGAGAAUUUAAAGAGACAAAGAUGGGGAAGAAAGGGAAAAAAGAGAAAAAGGUGAAAGGCGCAGAGAAAACAGCUGCCAAGAUGGAAAAGAAAGUGUCUAAAAGGUCCAAAAAAGAUGAGGAGGAUUUGGAAGCUCUCAUAGCUGAAUUUCAAACACUUGAUGCUAAGAAGACCCAGAUUAUAGAAACCAUCUGUCCUCCACCUUCCCCAAGGUUAAAUGGAUCCCUCAGCCCACACCCAGAAAAAGAUGAGUUGAUUCUCUUUGGAGGUGAAUAUUUCAAUGGACAAAAAACUUUUCUCUACAAUGAGCUGUACAUAUAUAACAUCAAAAAGAAUGCAUGGAGCAAGAUAGACAUUCCAAACCCUCCUCCACGAAGAUGUGCUCAUCAGGCUGUGGCUGUUCCACAGGGUGGAGGGCAACUUUGGAUUUUUGGAGGAGAGUUUGCAUCACCUGAUGGGGAGCAGUUUUACCACUAUAAGGAUCUGUGGGUUCUGCACCUUCAGACCAAGACUUGGGAAAAGAUCAAGGCAUCUGGUGGACCAUCUGGGAGAAGUGGCCAUCGCAUGACGUACUGCAAAAGGCAGCUGAUUGUUUUUGGAGGAUUUCAUGAGAGCACAAGGGACUACAUCUAUUAUAAUGACGUGUACACCUUUAAUCUUGACUCCUUCACAUGGGCUAAACUUUCACCCUCUGGAACUGCUCCACUGCCUCGAUCUGGAUGUCAGAUGAUCACCAAUCAGGAUGGAAGUGUGGUCAUUUAUGGAGGAUAUUCUAAGCAGAGAGUCAAGAAGGAUGUUGACAAAGGAACUAUACACACAGACAUGUUUCUGUUGAAGCAGGAAGGUACAGAUAAAUGGGUCUGGACUCGAUUAAAUCCUUCUGGAGUAAAGCCCACCCCUAGGACUGGUUUCUCUGGGACUUUGGGACCUAAUAACAGAAGUGUCAUGUUUGGAGGUGUUUUUGAUGAGGAAGAAGAGGAAAGCAUUGAAGGAGACUUUUUAAAUGACAUUUACAUGUAUGAUCUGGGGAAGAACCGUUGGUUUGCUGGUCAGAUAAAGGGACCGAAAACAGAAAGAAAGAAACGGCGGCGUGGAAAUAAGCAAUCUGAAACAGCAUCACCAUCAGAGAAUGGGGAGGUUGGCGCACAAAACCCACCAGGGCCUAUAGAAGUUAUAAAAGAAAUUAUUGCAGAAGAUGGGACAGUGAUGACAAUCAAACAAGUGAUAUCGGCCCCAUCAGCUUUGGAGAGUGAAGAGGAGGACUCUGUUGAGGAAGAAGAAGAAGAAGGAGCUAGAAGUCCAGCUGUGGAACCUUGUCCACGUUCCAAUACCAUGAUAGCUGUCAAACAAGGGGUUCUUUAUGCAUAUGGUGGGAUGUUUGAAGUUGGUGACCGUCAAUUUACACUAAAUGACCUGUACAGUCUUGACUUACAUAAAAUGGAAGAGUGGAAGGUCCUAGUGGAAAUAGAUCCAAAAGCACAAGAAUGGCUUGAUGAGUCAGAUUCUGAAGAUGAAGAGGCUGAGGGUGUAGAAGGAGGAGGAGAUGAGGAGGAGGAGGAGGAGGAAGAUAGUGAGGAAAGUGAUGAAGAUUCACACCCUCCAGUAGAGUCACAAGAGAAAUAUCCAGACUACUUGGCUCGGACUGAGGAAUACUGGAUUAAACUUGCUCGCACUAACAUGGGCCCUGACGCAAAGGAAAAGAAAGUUCUAAAAGUUGCACAGGCUAUGGCGAAGACAUUUUAUGAAUUAAAGGACUAGGGAGACUAAAACAACAUUCAGAACAUGAAUAAUUACUUAAUUUUGGCAUCAUGAUGUAGAUCGUGUAUGAUGUGUAAAUUGUGGACAAAUGUAAUAUAACCCUGAUGGCUUAAAGCAGUGAUGUUCUUAAAGGGCACAUUUCUUUUGAUGUAAAAUACAGGAAGGAGUAAAUAUAGGGCAAGACCAUUUUUUUAAUAUGGUAUGGGUACAUUUCCUUCUUAAAGACACAGCUUCUAACAAUACAGUCCUAUAUUGUACUGUUUCGAUGUUAGCCAUCUCUAAACCUGAAGGUUUAGCACAAUAAACAGCACUUCCCUUCUCUACUAGGGGUGUAAAACGAAAAAUCUAAAUUUAAAAUGUGUUUCCUGAUUGGCCAGCCCUGUCUCCUUUGUAACCGUUAGAAGGCAUUAUGGACAUAAUAUGUGUGAUUUUACGCUAGGAUUAUGGCAUAUAAAAUGGAAUAGAGAAACUGGUAGAACACUAAUUCAGACCAUAUAUCCAAUAUACAAUGCUUUUUCAUGGUCCUUUAGCUGUUUUUGUGAUUGUAUUUAAUCACAGCAGCAUCUGCUGGAACAGGAUUAGCACAUUCGUCUUCCUAUUUACUCAUAAAAUCUCAAUGGCAUUUGGGUGAAAUAAUCUGAUAGAAAGAUAAUAUCUAAUCAUUAGGAUGUUCCGGAUCUGUUUGCAUGUUUCUAUGCAUAGUUUCUUUGAUAGUAGCUCAUAAUAAAUGUACGUGUUUAUAAGUAACAAAUACUGUACAACCCAGCCUUAAACAUCUUGCCUUGUUACUGCCUCUGCUCUACACCAUAGCGUUCAAUGGAGUUUGCCUUAUUCAUAUGGGCAGAGGUAGGCUGCAGGCAUUUCACUGGGGAUAUGUUAAGUAACGGUCUAGAGAAAGAAAGGUAGAAAUGUGAUUGUCAUUAUUUUCAGCAGUUCUCCUCUAACAGAAACAUUUGAACGCUCUUGUUAAACACAGCUGUUUGGAAUCAGUAUCUGCCAAAGUAAAAACAACUUAAUUGCU
Molecule: messenger RNA, 2876 nt
Organism: Xenopus laevis (African clawed frog)
Lineage: Eukaryota; Metazoa; Chordata; Amphibia; Anura; Pipidae
Gene: klhdc4.L
Product: kelch domain containing 4 L homeolog
Source: RefSeq, marked provisional